Molecule: messenger RNA, 1563 nt
Organism: Linum trigynum
Lineage: Eukaryota; Viridiplantae; Streptophyta; Magnoliopsida; Malpighiales; Linaceae
Source: the annotation of a GenBank genome assembly
AUGGCUACUUCCCUAAUCUCUCCACUCACAUAUGAGACUUCCGCCACAUCACUGUUGACCAUAACCAUCGCAAUCACAAUAUCCGCCGUCGUUCUCUACUUCCUCGGAAAUCUCCGAAGAACCAAAUCGCCGCCGGGUCCACGUGGGCUGCCGGUCGUCGGGUACCUCCCGUUCCUCCGCCGCAACGACCUCCACCGGCAGCUCACUUCCCUGGCUGAAACCCUCGGCCCAAUCUACACAAUCCAGGGCCUCAACAGAUCCCUGGUGGUGGUCAGCUCCCCGGAUCUGGCGAAAGAGGUCCUCCGGGUCAACGAGUCCAUCUUCUCGACCCGCCCGAUCCCGAUUGUGGGCCGGAUCUUAACCUACGGCGGGAUCGACCUCGCCAACCUGCCGUACGGCCCCGAUUGGGCCGGGCUGCGGAAGGUCAUGUUCCGGGAGGUUCUCAGCAGCGGGGCCCUGGACACGUGUCACGCGCUGGGCAGGGGAGUGGUUCAGGCGGGGAUGCGGGAGAUUCGCGCCGGCGAGGCGACGGAGGUGUUCGAUGCGGCGAUGAAGUUGGUGGUCGAUUCGACCCUGGUAAUGUUAUGGGGCGGCAGCGGGGAGGGAGGAGGGGCGGCGCCGGAUUUCGCGGCGGAGUAUCGGGAGGCGACGAGGGAGAUGACGGAGCUGUUGGGGCGGGCGAAUGUCUCCGACGUGAUUCCUCUGCUUGCGAGGUUUGAUUUGCAGGGAAUUCAGGGGGAGGCGGCGGCGGUUGCGGAGCGUUUCGAUGGGAUCAUUACUUCGGUGGUACAACGACGGAUGGAUGAUUUGUCUUCGGGGAAAUUGGUGCCUUCCAAGGAUUUGCUCCAGAUUUUGCUGGAAAUUCAGAGCCGGGAGGACUCUUUGAUUGCCUCUUCGUCCCUCCACUUCAAGGCUAUGAUCCAGGACAUUGCAUCUGGUGGCACGGAGAGCAUAGCCAUCCUACUCGAAUGGGCAAUGACAGAGCUUCUUAGCAACAAAGAGGCGAUGACAAAAAUCCAACAAGAACUAGAUCUCAUCGUCGGACCGAACAACGUCGUGGAACAGCGUCAUCUGAAAGAGCUGAACUACCUAAACGCCGUCGUCAAGGAAACAUGCCGGUUGCACCUAGGACUCACCCCUCGACUGGCCGGUCAGCCUUGCACUAUCGGCGGUUACCACAUCCCGAAGGGAGCUGCAGUUUUCGUCAAUACUUGGGCCAUCCACAGAGACCCACAAAAUUGGGCCGAACCACUGCAGUUUCGGCCCGAGAGGUUCCUGGACAGUUGUGAGGAUGGGCCGAGGUUUGAUUUCAUGGGCAGUAGUUUCCAGUUCCUGCCGUUCGGAUCCGGUCGGCGGGUUUGCGUCGGGCUUAACCUGGCAGAGAGACUGAUGAAAUAUGUGCUGGCGUCGAUGUUGCAUUCCUUUGAGUGGAAGCUGCCGGACGGCGAGGAGAAGCUCGAUUUUUCGGAUAAGUUGGGGGUGGUCGCAAAGAAGGUAAAGCCUUUGGUUGCUAUACCGUUCCCCCGCCGGCUGGGUAAAUUGGGCUGUGAAGUUCAAUUAUAA